AAAAGGAAAGAAAGAGAACAAAAAAUGAAUAAGGAAAUGGAGGAGAAAGCAGCAAAAGAACUAGAGAAAGAACAUUUGCAAGAAAAAGCAAAAGAAAAAUAUCAAGAAUGGUUAAAGAAAAAAAUUGCUGAAGAAUGUGAGAAGAAGAAGAAAGAAAAGGAAAAAGAAAAACAACGGCAAGCCGAAUUACAAGAGAAAAAGGAAAUAGCAGAUAAAAAGUUUAAGGAAUGGUUGGAAAAUGCAAAAAGUAAACCUCGUCCAGCUGUAAAGAGCUAUGGUUAUGCCAAUGGAAAACUUACAGGUUUUUACAGUGGAACUUCCUAUCCAGAACCAGCCUUUUGUAAUCCAAUUCCAUGGAAACCAAUUCAUAUGUCACCUCCCAAAGAAGCUAAGGAUCUAUCAGGAAAGAAGAAUAAAAGACCUGUGAUAAGUCAGCCACACAGGUCAUCUCUGGUAAUUCAUAAAGCCAGAAGCAAUCUUUGCCUUGGAACUCUGUGCAAAAUGGAAAGAUAGUAUAUGUGGAAAAUACUAUGCUUUUACCCGAAGCUAUUUAAUUUUGAAAUCAAAAAGAUUUUUUACCUCUCAAUCAGCAAAUUAGUACUUGAUGUGAUUAUUGACAUACUAAUUUUUGUAUUUUAUAUGGAGUCUGAAGGAUUAAUUGAGAAAGGUAUUUUUUAUGUUUUGGUUUUUCUUUUAAGAUUGAUCUUGGCAUAUUGUUUUGCAUGAUAAGUCUAACAAUUGUGCUUAUGUUUAGCUUAUAUUAAAACCACACUGUAAUACCCAUAAAACCAAAAAUUUUUCCUGUAUUAUUUCAUACUCUAUAUUGUUUGCUGAUGUUUAUGUUCAAGAACAUAACAUUAAGAUUAAUUUGUCCAAAUAUGCAUUUCUAAACUGCAUGCUUUUCUAAAUGGGUUAGAAACCAAGAAUAAUCAAAAACAGUCUUUGUUGAUGGCUUUUAGUAUACUUUUCCCAUUUAGAUAUUUUAAAAAUAACUGAGUAAAAGUUUAUUUUGUUACAGAAAUAAGAGUUGGGACUUUCAAAGGAAAAUCUAAAUACAUUGUUUUACACUCUGCAUCUUAGAUUGAUGUGUCAUAAUCUUGAGACCUUAGUAAUAUUGUGCUUUAUUUUGUAAAAAUACUUACACAUUAAUUGUACUUCUUUGUUAGCUUUGAAAUUAGGAUUUUCAUUACAUUAUUUUUUAAUAUUGAAAUGUUAAUUGUUAAGUUUUAUGUUGCUGAGGUUGAAAUCACAGAUCUUAUUAAUAAACACAUUUUAAGGAUAAAAGUUGAAAUGAUUACUAAAAUAGCACACAAUUUGUAUUAAAUUUUAUUAAAUAUGCUUUUUAGGAAAAGCCUGUUAUCUUUUUUAGGGCCUGAGAAAGAAAUGAAAAUUUAUUCACUUUAAAGUGAUUUCUAUUUAGAAUAUAUUCUAUAUUUUUGCCAGAUUAGUCACUGGCCAAGUUUCUGGUGAUCAGGUAAUAUGUUGGACAAUGCAAGGAUAACAGAAUUUUUAAAGUGUAAUCAUGUAAUCACGACUUUAGAAAAAUGCACUUCUAAACAUAGAAUAAUUUGUUAGCAAUCAAUAGGGUUUGUUUAGUCAAAAUGUUGGUGAGAUUUAGGUUUAGUUUGUUUGUUUUUAUGCAAUACUAAGGAUUGAACCUAGAGCCUCAUACUCACUGAGCUAUGCUGAGCUAUGUUUCUGGCCCUUGUGACCCUUGACCAUAUUUCUUAGAACUCCUGAAAUAGUAAAACUUCUAGAUAAUCGUUCUAUUUGAGUAAAUUUUCCUUUAUAGAGAAAAUGUAGAAUUUUUCAGGGUAGCAAUAUUUUUCUGUUAAAAAAUAUAAGUGCAUUUUCUCUAUAAAAGCAAUUUUGGCUUUAUAUAACUCUGUGUGGGGGGGUGUGUGAGAGAGAGAGAGAUGUGUAUCUGAAGUAUCUGAAUUUCUGAGGGUUUCACAUGUAGUUGUUAUAUCUAAUAAACAUUCUAUUUCACAGCUGA
Molecule: messenger RNA, 1996 nt
Organism: Marmota monax (woodchuck)
Lineage: Eukaryota; Metazoa; Chordata; Mammalia; Rodentia; Sciuridae
Product: coiled-coil domain-containing protein 34
Source: RefSeq, a predicted model, not a curated record